GCCAAUGACGUUUUGCGCAUGCUCACGUUGAGCCAGAGAGCUGCAAGGAAAAAGUACAAGAGACAAAGGAAUAAACAACUCCGGGAGAGGACGCGAAAGCGCCAAGUUAGAGGAACGAAAGCAGCCGAGCUUGUAACGUAUCGUAUACGGACAGAGCCAAGGUUAUCUCUGAGGUUCUCACCGUGGUCUGCUCUGACAGUUGCCAGGAUCCUGCACUGCUGACCCAUUUAGUCCCAGUCAGCUGUACAAGUCAUGCUUAAGUCUUUUCCACCCUGAUGUCGUCCAAAAUGGAAAGAACUGCUCUGCCCUAGUGGUUAUUAUGUUGCUUGGCAAGUCUUUGUGCAAUAACAAAAUGAAGAGCACAGAAAGGGGACCCAGUCGAAUCUGCUUCUGAGAAGAUCCAUCGGUUCCAUUUUUCUAAUCUUUUCACUGAUUCACUGCAAGGUGCACUGGCUCACCUUUCACUCCAGUAACUACCUCCCCUCCCCUUGCCACUCAUCCCGAGCAGCUGAGAGGUUGCUUUGGAGAUGAUAGUGGUGACAUAGCAGCAGGAAUGGGGAGUACUCCAUGUUCUGGUAAGGGGAGGGGGGUCGGGGGGUUUCAGGAGCUGGGCUGUAUGCCAUGGAAGGUCAGCAAGCAGAAAGGAGAAGUUGUCGGUGGACGUGGGUCCGAGCUGGAGGAUAGGCUGAAUGCUGGAACGCCCCCCACCUUGUCACAACCUCCCGCCAUUUAUCACGAAAAGCAGCAUCGGGAGCUGUGCGCUCUGCAUGCCCUAAACAAUGUCUUCCAGGACGGAGCGGCCUUCAGUCGGGAUGCACUUCAGGACAUCUACCAGAGGCUCUCCCCUAGCACUUUGGUAACGCCCCACAAGAAAAACAUGCUGGGAAAUGGCAACUAUGAUGUGAAUGUCAUCAUGGCUGCAUUGCAGACGCGUGGGUUUGAGGCUGUUUGGUGGGACAAGAGAAGGGAUGUCGGCAGCAUUGCACUGCCGAACGUCACUGGAUUCAUCUUGAAUGUGCCAUCCAAUCUGCGUUGGGGGCCGUUACGACUGCCCCUCAAGCGCCAACACUGGAUUGGAGUUCGAGAAGUGGGAGGAGUCUACUAUAACUUGGACUCCAAACUGCGCAGUCCUCAUGCUAUCGGAACAGCUGAUGAACUGAGGAAGUUUUUGCGUCACCAGCUUCGAGGGAAGAACUGUGAACUCCUAUUGGUUGUGCCAGAGGAGGUGGAAGUCCACCAGACAUGGAGGUCUGAUAACUGAUGAAUGUUUCGGAUUGUUUGUUUUUUUUGGUUUUUGUUUUGUAGGUUUCUUAAAUUCAUGCUCAGGAGGGAAAUGUGAGGUUCAGUCAGGGACCCAUUUAAAGAGCAAAUCGAGUUGCACUCAACUGGUCAUGAAAGCACACUGCUCAGACUUGUUUACACACACACACACUCACACACGCUGGACUCUUGCCAUGGAGACUGAAGCAGCAAAGGACACACACAGGGUUAUCACAAGACAACAAAACACUACGCAGAGAAUUGUGUUUGGUAUUUGGGAUUCUGAUGCAUUUUUUAUACAUUGAUUAUUUCUUUUACUUUGUACUGUUUUUGGACUUGAAAGUGAGAGGUUAUGGAAUGAUUAGUGAUGUGUUCUCCUCGUGCAUCACCUGUCAUCCUCGCCACUUCUCUCUUUCCAUGUGAUUUCACGUGCAUCCAUGUGAUCAUCUGAACUGUCCACCACACAUUACAGGUCACCGAAAAAGGUAUUCGUUUGACCAACUAGAUUUUGUUUAACACAGGGGUGCAUAUGUACUUAUUAGUGCAUGUACUUGAAGAUUUAGAGAAGGAACACCAGUAGCCCCUGAUUAACUGUUUCCUACAUAUUAAACGGCAUAGUGACAGAUGAGAUGUUUCCUGUGUAUCACAGUACAGCAUGGCACCACAGUAAUUGGAUGUUUUGUGUUCGUUUCCUAUACCAUAUGUUACCAAAACGGUCACCUGUUAAUCUCUUACCUUUAACAGUUUCUCUGGACACCCUUUUCUUGUUAGACAGUGAAGGUUAGACUUGUUGAAUCCUAGACUACAUGUAGGAAAAUAAAACCGAGAGUGUUGGUGGUUUAAAAAAAAAAAAAAGUUAAACUGCCAAAACCUGUUGUUAAUUGAAACGGCUGUAUAUACUUUUAAAAUGGCACAUGCUGAACUAAGAGUUAGAAAGGUUGAGUUAUCUUGCAAAGUUUAUUCAUCUUUGAUUGAUAUUGGAUUAACAUGGCCUUAAACUGUUUACAGAGGGAGCCGAUUUACACAAAGGGAAGUCUAAUAAUGCAUCUCAGGUUAUCUUCAGAUUCAACUUGAUUAAAUUUCACUUGUUAAACACCGAUCUUCAAAAUAUUAUGGAAAACACUUCAAAUAGAUUAUAUAGACACUCAAAUCAGAUGCUACAACUUAAAAGGAACAUUCCACAUGUCCAUACACAGGGUGCUUUGUAAUACUGUAGAGAUUAAUAGAUUUCUUUGCCAUGACAAUCUAAAUCUCCACAACCCAUUUUGCAGGGGGACGGGGAUAACAUGUGCUCAUGCCAUUGUUUUCCAUUCAAAUAAAAUGCUUAUUAUGGCACUUUAUGUAUGGUGUAAAAUGUGCAGUGACAUCAUUAAAAAUGUCUUUAUGUA
Messenger RNA from Carassius auratus (goldfish), 2648 nucleotides. It is a transcript of the gene josd1, whose product is annotated as Josephin domain containing 1. The record is from RefSeq and is a predicted model, not a curated record. Gene Ontology annotation, biological process: protein deubiquitination. Gene Ontology annotation, molecular function: cysteine-type deubiquitinase activity. The transcript is spliced from 5 exons. Bases 554 to 1261 code for a protein of 235 amino acids. NCBI's taxonomy places the organism in Eukaryota, Metazoa, Chordata, Actinopteri, Cypriniformes, Cyprinidae.